UGGUGGCUUGCUUCUCAUGAUCUCACCCUGCCAGCAUCUGACACGGUUGAGAUUCAGCAGUGGGGGAGGCACACCCGAGAUAAGGGACAGGCGUAACAGUGGGUGGUUCUGGCUUCUUCCUGGCUGGAAAUCUCGUGCUGCAGUGGGAAUCUUGUACUGGGAGGUGGCUAUGGGAGCAAGUGGGAGCUGCGUGGAUGGUGGGUAAAGGAGGCAAUCAGGAACUGCCUGGUUGAAGUGUGAAGGGGCCUGUUCCCUUCUGUGUGUGUCUUUCAAGAUAACAUAACCCCAUGUAGCUGCUUGCUUUGCUGAUGUGGACAUUAGCCUAUCUGCAGCAGUAGGUGCAUGGGGGGUGAUUGCCCUACUACCAGUCCGGGGCGGGGUGCUGCUGUGGCUGUGCUGGGGAAGUGCUGUGGAUGGGGUUGCUUCAGGGAGCCAAGGCUUAUGUGCUGUUUGGGCUGGGAGGUGAGCUGAUACAGUGUGAAAUGUUUCCACAGCUCAGGUGAAUGCGUGUUGCUGUGUCCUGGGGCAGCCCAGGCAGCGCUGUGGCCCCAUUUGGAUGUUGUCUGUUCCAGAGUGGCUCAUUUCCACAGUUCUCUUGGAGGAUUUAAUCCACCUCCGGGGCUGUGCUGUGGCCUGUUGCAGGCAGUGGCUGGGUUCCUGCAUGUUCAGUGGGGCAGGGCUGCUGGCCUUCAUGCUGUGACUCAUCAUCGAGGUUCAUCCUGCUCCUCCGCCUGCGCUCCCAGUGUCUCUCCUGCCACCUCAUCGUGCACCAGGACCCUCGCUGCCGCCACCAUCCUCAUCAUAGGUGAAGCCGCUCUGGAAGCCUGAGCUCCCCCUGUGCCCUGCCCGCUACCCUGCAUGGACACUGGGGUGCAGGAUGGGGCUGAGGCAUCGCUGGAGGCGUGCCUGAUGGCUGAGGAGUCGGAGGAGAAGCAGCGCCCGGUGGCGCAGUGGACUGUGGCGGAGGCUGGUGCCUGGCUGGCUGCACACAGCGGGGCCAGGGAGCUGGUGGAGCUGGCACAUGAGCACGACGUCUCGGGCCGGGUCCUGCUGCGGCUGACGGAGGGGACCCUGCGGCGCAUGGGGGUGACCCCGCGGAGCCGGCGCCGGGAGCUGCUGCGGGAGCUGCUGCAACUGCGGCUGGAGCAGGAGGUCGAGGAGCUGCUGAGCAUUGUUGGCCAGUGAAGACAAUGUCGCUGCGGAUGUCCUGGAGACUGCAGGAGGAGAGGUGAUGCCAUGGGAGGACAAAGCAGCAGCUGGGACUGAGCACUUGAUGCAGGAGCGGUGCUGGAGGGAACCUUGAGGUGACUGUGUUCCCCCUGGAGAAGACCAAAUCUGGCUGGAAGAGGUGGCCACCGGGCCCAGGGUGGCAUGAGUUGAAGGGUGGCUGCCAGCUCCCAUGGGGUCCUAUCGGCUCUGGCAUGCUGGGGGCACCCUACCAGCCCCCUCGGAUCCUGCUGCAACCAUGAGGCAGUCCGGCCCCAGGAGUGACCCUCCAGUCUGUCUGUCUGUCUGUG
Molecule: messenger RNA, 1517 nt
Organism: Pezoporus flaviventris
Lineage: Eukaryota; Metazoa; Chordata; Aves; Psittaciformes; Psittacidae
Product: sterile alpha motif domain-containing protein 12-like
Exons: 4
Coding region: 859-1185 (108 amino acids)
Biological process (GO): cell surface receptor protein tyrosine kinase signaling pathway
Cellular component (GO): cytoplasmic side of plasma membrane
Molecular function (GO): protein binding
Source: RefSeq, a predicted model, not a curated record